CGCUCCUACGCAUUCUUCCGCUUCGCUCAGCUAGUAUGUUCUCUUUCGUCGUAUCUGUAUUCUAAGCUAGUCUCACUCUGUCCACUUGUUAUAAUAUCCUCAGUGUUUUUUGUUUAUAAACUUAGCUUUUAGGUCAGUAAAAAAGUAAAUCGACAGCGGGAUUUUGUUGAAAGUAAAUAUCGUAUGAAACUUUUCACGAUAUUGCCGUCAUUAGAAGUUGCUUAUCUCGUCUACCACCGAAAACCGAUCCUGCCAACACGCGUUUUGGGUUUUCCCGUUUCUCGUUGUCUAUCUUGUAUAUUUUGAUUCAUUUCUAUUUUAGUGUUCCCUCUCUCGCAUAAUUUCUUGAUAAAACUAUAAAACCUUUUAAAUACGCGUUCUAGCUUUUAAUUAUUGUUACACUUGUAAUUAUAUUCCCGCAUCAUCUCUUCAUUUCUUCAACUGCCAAAAAUACUGCCACCUACCGCUUUCUCUCCUCUCUCUUGAAAUUAUAAUUUUUAGACUUUCAAGGGAAACUUAAGUGCACCUGGGAUAAACUGCUAGAUAAGAUACUUCUAGGAUUCCAGUAUAGCCGUUUCUCAUUUUAAACUAUUGACAAGAAGAAAACGGGCAGCCAGCAGCACCCACCGCCAAAGAGAUUUGUCCGAACUUGUGAAACGAAAAAUGGGAUGGAAUGUCACAACUGAGAGUACGGAGCAUGUUAAUAGCACCAGCUUGAACCCCGGCUUCGUGAAACGCAGCCCAACAAACUCUCAUAGAAUGACAUUGUUGGCUUUACUUGUCUCACUUCUCGCAUUGCAGAGUGAAGGGUGUGCAUUAGGAGCAGGAAGAGUUUCAAAGGCACGAGUUAAUCGUCCAUUUUGGCAGCCUGGCUUUGACCAACUUGAUACAAACCACAACCACUUCAAGACGUUUAGGUCUAUCACUAUUGUGCCUUUAAUAGUUCGUGCAGUAAAGCAGAUAAGAGUUAAUCGAAGGGACUUAUUUUUCUAUCCAUACGAUCCAAACGAUUCCACUGUAGGAGGAAAUGCGUGUUCAAAUUCUUUUGGUCAAUUUGGAGUAUGUCUGUCACUCAGAAAAUGUUGGUCAAAAAUAGGUGUGGUAAACCUAAAUAUUUUUAAUAACAAUCAGUGCGGUUGGUUAGCAGGUGAGCGUAUCGUAUGUUGCCCAAACUCCAUCGUAACAUUGGGUUUUCUGCCGUUUCUUCCGACCAAAAAGCCUCAACACAAGGUUACACCAACACCACCACAGGUUUCUACCGAGUCCUCUACAAUAUCGCCUAUCACAACUCCAGAUGUGUUAAAACCUGGAUCUGAUGAAGUAUUCGAAUGUGGGGCUGCAGAACCAAUACUAGCGGGUACCUGGCCUUGGACGGUCAGAUUUUCUGAAUCAGAUUCCAACGUGUUAUGUCAAGGUACUCUGCUCACUCGACGCCACGUGGUUACAGUCGCCUCAUGUGUGGAAUUGUACAGGCAAACUCCAGAAAAACUUCGUGUUGUAGUAGGAAGAAAAACACUCGAAAAUGAAGUGCUUUCUAUAGAUAUUCACCCUGAUAGAGAGCUUAAUUCCAAUUUCAACGUAGCACUAAUGCAGCUGAAAAACCCGAUUAGUUUUGAUGAGAAUGCUUUGUCCAUUUGCUUACCUUCUUCUAAUACUUCUUCCAGUUCCUUUCAAGAUAAACCAGCUCUUUUUGCAGGUUUUAACCAAAAAGCAGGAGACGUCAAUGUGAAUUCUGUGCAAGUCACAGCUAUAGUCAAGAAAGGAAACGAGUGCAACCCAACUAAGUCUCAAACAAAGAACGGAGGAGACGAAACUCAAUUUUGCCUAACUAGUGAUAAUCCUAGAACCGACUGUCAGCACAUUCCAGGAAGCAUCGCUAUGGCAGUCGAUAAUGAACGACGUUGGAUUAUCCUAGGCAUUCGUUCUGAGGAGUUCCAAUGUAAUAAAGAGGUGUUUCAGCCAGUUUUUAAUGGGAUUGACCUCUAUCAAGACUGGUUUCAGAGAGUCCUCGAUAUAUCUUGAAGUUCUCGUUUUCUGCUGGAAGGAACUCUUGCAUUUUUUCAAGGUUUAAAAGAACUUCGUGGUUGAAAUAUAGAAUUCAAUAUAUUUUAAUUUUAUGAUUUUAUCCUAGUGAAUAUGUUCAAAAUUAGUUGAUUGUGUUUCAUUCAUAGUAACCUUUCUUUGUUUUAUUUUCAAGGUAGUUUUUGGUAUAUAUAAAUGUAUACAUAAUUUACAUAAACAGUGCACAUAAAUACAUAGCACAUAUAAAAGAUUUAUAAAUAUAUUAAGAUUUAUCAGCAUUAGCAAUUAUCUAGUUAUUACAAUUCUGAAUAUAAGUACAAACAUAAUAA
Molecule: messenger RNA, 2351 nt
Organism: Limulus polyphemus (Atlantic horseshoe crab)
Lineage: Eukaryota; Metazoa; Arthropoda; Merostomata; Xiphosura; Limulidae
Product: clotting factor B-like
Exons: 8
Coding region: 664-2022 (452 amino acids)
Biological process (GO): proteolysis
Molecular function (GO): serine-type endopeptidase activity
Source: RefSeq, a predicted model, not a curated record